Molecule: messenger RNA, 864 nt
Organism: Dendronephthya gigantea
Lineage: Eukaryota; Metazoa; Cnidaria; Anthozoa; Malacalcyonacea; Nephtheidae
Product: RNA-binding protein 24-like
Exons: 2
Coding region: 1-864 (287 amino acids)
Molecular function (GO): RNA binding
Source: RefSeq, a predicted model, not a curated record
AUGGCUGACAAGGACAUGGACAAACGUAUUUUUGUCAAGGGCUUUCCACGCGAGACGACUGAAAAUGACCUAAAAGAAUUUUUUGAGACGUACGGAACGGUGAAACAUGUAAAUAUCGUAAUUGAUCGAAAGAGUGGCGUGGCAAAAUGCGGUUUUGUUACCUUUGAGUCUAAGGAUGUGCGUGAUACCUUGUGCCAAGAAAAAUCUAUUAAAUUUCAAAAGAAAACCCUGUGUAUCGACGAGGCAUACCGAAGAAAAGGUUCUGAUAAGAAUGGCGAUGGUGCAGCUCACGGGUUCAGGCGAUACUUCCUAUCAAGGCAGUCAGCCAUGGAUUACCCAUCCUCUACAGCGCCAAUGGGCUAUUAUCCCUCGAGCUAUUCCUGGCCAUUGUAUGGCCAAAACCUAGUUUAUGUUCCAGCUGUCCAAGCCCCAACCGUUGCUCAAAUAUCUUCCCCUAGUUACCAAACUGGCUAUAUUCCGAGCAGCCACCAAGUUUUCACAACAUUGAUGCCUGGAAGUCAAAACACAUCGCCAUCAGCCUUUGUUCAAGGCUUGAAUUCUGGUGAGCAGUUCGUAUUUCAAAUGCCGCGAACAAGUUAUGUUGAUGGCUACCAAGAUUACCAGACCGUUCCUUCUUUUAUAACCUUGCCUUUGGCACACGGCAGUGACUGGACAUCCUCUGAAAACGGAAUGAACAUUCUGGCAAAAGAGUCCAUGUCUAUGACUCCAAAGGCCAGAGGAAAAAAAUCAUUUCAGCCUUAUGUUACUAAAGACGAAGAGGAAAAUAACGAAGCAGCAAGUGAGAGUUCACGUGUUCCUGUGGUUGCCGUCUUGCCUACCACCAAGGAAAUUAUUAGUCCAUAA